AUGGACGUGACAGCUCACCGAUUCUUAGUUCUGUUGAUAAUUGUUUUGUUGGCAAUUGGCAAUGGCAAAAAGUCCGGUUCGAGGUUUACCAAUCUUAAGUGCGAGUCCUACAACAUCAGUUUUGCCAAAUUCGAGACCUGCAAGCUCAAUGUGCUCGGCAGGGGCGUCAUCGGGUCAAACAUCCACUUAAAUUUGUUCCAAGUACCGAUUCACAGUGUAUCCAUCAACUGGAGCUUUUGGCGUCGCUACAGUGGCUACAAACCUUUUCUUUACAAUUCCACUCUCGAUUUCUGCAAGUUUGUAAAGCAACCAAAAAAGAAGUCCUUCGAGAAACUCGUGCUCGACGCUAUUACAUCUCGCUCCAAUCUGAAUCACACUUGCCCCUAUGAUCAUGACAUCAUUGUGGAUAAUCUGGUGUUUAAUGAUAAAUUUCUGCAAACGUUGCCACUUCCACAAGGUGAUUACAAGAUACAACUUCGUUUUGCCAGCGACAACAUCUGGAGACUCCAAGUCGAUAUCUUUCUAUUGCGAGAUGAAUAA
Drosophila innubila is the source of this 540-nucleotide messenger RNA. RefSeq lists its product as uncharacterized. The transcript is spliced from 3 exons. NCBI's taxonomy places the organism in Eukaryota, Metazoa, Arthropoda, Insecta, Diptera, Drosophilidae. The record is from RefSeq and is a predicted model, not a curated record. The coding region runs from base 1 to 540 and encodes 179 amino acids.